AAAUAUGAGCGAAGAAGUUGCCAAGACUGUGUUCAUAGGAGGGAUCAACAGGGAUGUGAAAGAUGAUGACCUCAGAAAUAACUUCAAGGAGUUUGGAAGGAUCCUAAAUGUUAAGUUAAAGGGAGAUUAUGCUUUUAUUACUUAUGAUGAUGUCCAUCAUGCUGAUAGGGCUGUAAAGGCCAUGGAUUCUGCGAAGAUUUGUGGGAGGAAGAUUACUGUUCAGAAGUCUUAUGGUGGCAGAAAGGAAAGAGACAAGGGACCAGUGGGGCAAGACGUAUGCUUCAAUUGUGGUUCAAAGGGACACUGGGCUAAUGAGUGUAACAAUGGCGACUGGAGUAACAAGUGCUACAACUGCGGAGAGUCUGGCCAUCUGAAGAAGGACUGCACUAAAUCUCCUAAACCUCCUAGAAGGGAUAGAAGACAAGGAUACGGACGCUCUGGAAGUCGUGGCUCAAGAGAUAGAAGAGACCGCAGAAGAAACUAUGGUGACAGAAGAGAUGACAGGAGAGACGACAGAAGAGAUGAUAGAAGAGAUGAUAGAAGAGAUGAUAGGAGAGAUGACUAUUCCAGGUCUAACAGAGACAGAAGAGAUCGUGGAAACUACAGAAGAGACCGUGACUAUGAGAGGAGAGAUGAUAGAGACUACAGGAGAGAAGACAAAGAUUAUAGAAGAGACGAUAGAGAUAAUAGAGACAAUAGAAGAGACAAUAAAAGAGAUGAGUUUGGAAAUGCGAGUAGGAGAGAUGAUGGAUAUGGUAGGGAUAAUAGAAGGAAUUCUCAAAGAGAUAGCAGAAAAGAUUCACCGAGAGAUAACAGAAGAAGCUCUCCUAGAGAUAAUAGAAGAGACUCUCUGAGAGACAAUAGAAGAGACUCACCAAAAGGUAGAAGAGACUCGCCAAUAGACUUGCCAAGAGACUCGCCAAUUAACUCCCCAAGAGACUCUCCAAUAUACUCCCCAAGAAAAUCUCCAAGGAACUCUCCAAUAAACUCUCCAAGAAACUCUCCAAGAUACUCUCCAAGAGACUCUCCAAGAAACUCUCCAAGAGACUCUCCAAGAGACUCACCAAGAGAUUCAUUAAGAGAUAGGAGAGAGUCUCCAAGAGACAGAAGAAGCUCCCCUCAGGAUAAAAGAGAUUCUCCUAUCGAAAGAAAAGAUGACUCAAGAGAUAGAGGAAGAGUCGAUAGUAGAGAUAGAAGAGAUCAAAGCAGAGAUAAAAGAGAUGCUAGUAUGGACAACAAAAGAAGCAUUAGCCCAAACAACAGAAGAGAAUACUCAAGAGAAAAAGGCUCAAGAGACAACAGAACACCUCCAAGAAACAGCCCUAGAAGAUCAAAAUCCCCUCAAAAUAACUCUCCUUCUCAAAAAGACUUAAGUCACAAAAGUGAUAGCCAAGAGCGUAACUUUGACAGCAAGCGUGAUUCCUUCCGUGAAGAAGAAAAGCACCAAGCUACUCCUGAAAAAGGUUCUAAUUCCUACAGAGACAAUCGCUCCAGGAGAAGCCCUCGCAGAAGAGACUUCAGAGACACUAGACCUAGAAGAAGGAAUGACUCUCGUGACAAAAGAGAUAACAAUAGAGAUGAUAGAAGACAAGGCUAUAGAACCAACAGACAGGAUUCAAGAGAUGACAGAAGAAGAAAUGAUAAUUACAGGGAUAAUAGAAGAGAUGACAGGAGGAACGAUAGAAGAGAUAAUAGAAGGGAUAAUAGGAGAGAUAAUAGAAGAGAGGACUCUAGAGAUAGAAGACAGGAACCCAAAGAUAAUAAAGAAGGCUAUAGACCAAGAAGAGAGGAUUCUAGAGGAAGGAAAGAUGACCCAAAAGAUAUAAGAAAUUAUUCAAGAGAUAAAAGAGAGGAUUUGAAGGAGAGAAAGAAUGAUUCCAGAGAUAAUAGAAACGAUUCAAGAGGCAGAAGAAAUGACUCGAGAGACAGAAGGAAUAAUUCUAAAGAUAGAAGAGAUGAAUCAAAAGAUAAAAGUAACUAUUCCAAAGAAAGAAGCAAUGAAAAGAAUAGAAAUGAAGACAAAAAUGAAACUAAGAGAGAUUCUAGAGAUAAAUAUGAAGAAAGGAAAGAUAAAAGACAAGAUUCAAGAGAUAGAAGUGACAGUCUCGAAGAUAUAAAGCCAAACAGUCCAAAAAGACAAGAGAGAAGAUCUCCUUCUCCAAAACCCCAAGACCACGGAAGCAUCCACUCCGAUAAAAUGUCAAUCGAAAGGAAAGACAGUGAUAUCUCAGUCUAAUCUUUUACUUAAUUACUCAAAAAGCUUCAAAGCAUC
Molecule: messenger RNA, 2272 nt
Organism: Moneuplotes crassus
Lineage: Eukaryota; Ciliophora; Spirotrichea; Euplotida; Euplotidae
Source: the annotation of a GenBank genome assembly